Oncorhynchus mykiss (rainbow trout) is the source of this 1149-nucleotide messenger RNA. The record is from RefSeq and is a predicted model, not a curated record. NCBI's taxonomy places the organism in Eukaryota, Metazoa, Chordata, Actinopteri, Salmoniformes, Salmonidae.
ACCCACUGCGGAAACGACAGACGAUUUGUCGCGAGAGAGGGUUUGUUUACAUAACAGGUUAAGUGAAUUUACGUAGUAGGUUAGAAGAAUUACGUUAAUGUUAGGAAAAGAGUUAGGGUGAGAUUUCGCCUCAAAAUUACAGUCAAGUGUUAUCCCCGACUCGACCACUAGAUGAAGCUGUAGGCCAAAUCCUUCUAGCCAUAACGCUAGAAACAAAAACAUACUAUCUGUGGCGACAAAUCAUCAUUAUCAAAACACGGGCUUGCAAGACAUUGAUGUAUAAAUACAUUUAAAAACGGGGCUUCCUUCAAGCUUGAUUUGGCCGGCGCUGCGUUGAUAAAAUGACAAAUAUUCGUCGUGAUAAUUCUCAAAGUUUAUCAAAAGCUUGGAUUGCACUGAGGAGACUUGAUAAAAACGAUGACAGAGUCAUUGCAUUGCAAGAGGUCACCAUUCCAAAGGGUAUGGAGGCCACUACAGUUAAACAGAUCAUAACACAUUUGUUUGGAUUGAAUUCUGCUAAUGUGACACAGACAUUUAAGAUAAGAAACCACAAGGGCUGUCUGAUUCCAUUCAACAGCUUUAUACCAGUCAACAGCAAGCACAUGCCAUAUGUGCUGGAAGUGGCAACAGUCUUUCAGCAUGUCAUUCCAAAACCACGGACCAUUGCCAUGACAGUAAUCAAUAAAAGUAUGCGAACAAGACUACAAGGUGUUGUCAGAAGGAUAGUGAGACUUGAAGAACUGUUUCCUCAGAUUAAAUUAAGACGUCAUGAGAAAAUUUAUCAGGAAAUAGAGUUGCUGAACCAACAGUUGAGAUUUCUUCAUAAAAGAAUGCAGAUGGCUGAUUCUCACAGCUGGAUGGGGAUGUUCAUCAGAACCCCUAUGUGGUAAAACAAAACACCUAAGCCCAACAUGUUUUAUGUACUUUCCAUUUGUUUAUACUGUCAAUUUUACCAUAGCCAUAUGAGCAGAUUUAAGAGUAAUGGUAAAUCUGAUUAAUAUAUACCUAGUAUGACAUUGUAUUAUUUGAUGUUAUCUGCAGUGUAGCAUAUCUUGAAAAUGUAUGAGUUUGAGUGGUGUAGAAAAUCAAUUUGCUGUUGGAAAUACUUGGUAUAAAAUGUUCACCCCCCCCCCCCAAAAAAAAAAUAAA